AUGACUGAAAGAAUAUGGGAAGACACGUAUGAUUUGGCCUAUAGAAUGUAUGAAAAGUCUAUAGGAAUUCAUCGAUCAGACAUGGAUGUAUUUGAUCGAGCAGUGGCAGAUAAAAGCGCGAGGCUUAUUAAAUUUGAUGAAUUUACAGGUAAAUAAUUAAUAAAAUCUUUCUUGAAUACCAAAUAUUUGUUCAGAAAUCUACGAACUUCGAGUUAGGGAAGCCAGCAUAAAUCAACCAAUUGAACCUUUGGUUAGAGGAAUAGCACAAUGUGAUGUCGAAGAAAUGAAACGGCGUCAGCAAUUUGCAAAUGCAAACUACCCGAAAGUUCUCAAUAUCAAAUUACUUCACGCUUUGCCGCCAAAUGGUUUUAUUGCAUUCAACUGUCAACAUAAAACUACGAUUGUUCUCGAAAAUACCCUUGAGUAAGUUUUUCUGAUAACUGUUAUCAAUUAUAAAUUGAAAACUUCAGGUAUCUUGCCGAUUCGCUCAAACCAGCUUUGAUUGGUGAUUUAUUUCCCGGAGCAAUAUUACUUCGAAAGAAAAAUGAUAGAAUCUUUCGCAUUAUGAUAUUGGGACAAAAUGAGGAUAAUAAAUAUAAUAUUAUUUUUAUUGAUAAUGGAGUUGUUGGAAAAAGUCCAAUUGAGAACUUAUUUAUGAUGAAGCCAGGAGUUGAUUUAUCAAAGUUUCCGUGUGCUUUGAUUUUCGCAAGAAUUCGAGGUUUUCCGUGGCUCACAAAAUCCGCGUUCGAAGAAUUCCAACAAUAUAUGAAUAAUUGGCACCAAAAGGAACAAAUCAAAGCGGUUAUUUUCAAAAAAGACGAACAAGAUAAUAAUUUUGUUAUUGAUUUCAAAGGAUUUUCUUAUCGCAAAAUGACGAUUAGCGAGCAAAUAUCGCCCAAAAUGAACGAAAACAAAGAUGAUCCGAAGAUGAUUAAAUUGGAUAUUAUGGAAAAUAUGGAACUCUCGUCUAUUUCGGAUACCCAAAUGAAAAGAUAUUCCGAUUCGCCGAAACCUGUAAGAAAACUUCGUCUUCCACCAAAAUCUGCAGAUAUGUUGUAA
Molecule: messenger RNA, 1059 nt
Organism: Caenorhabditis angaria
Lineage: Eukaryota; Metazoa; Nematoda; Chromadorea; Rhabditida; Rhabditidae
Source: the annotation of a GenBank genome assembly